AUGUCCGCAGACUCUCCCAGAGAUCCGACUCGAGCAACUAAAUUGUCUCUACCAAAAACAUGGUAUGCGGAGUCCGCUGAUGCUAUGGGCUCGAUGGGCAUGUUCCUCGCCGGGUUGGUACUAGUGUCCAGAAAUCGGUACCUGGCAUGGCCAGUAGCUCUACUCGCGCUCAGCAGCUUCAUGAACCAGCACCCUCUUCGAACAAAGGAGGGUGGAAGUACGCCGUGGACGGCUUUGAUGACGGCCACGUUUGCGCUAAUUGUGUCACACGCUGCGAUGUUCACAUUCACGGACCCCGCGACUGGAGCAAUCAAGUUUUCAUCAUAG
Molecule: messenger RNA, 327 nt
Organism: Suillus paluster
Lineage: Eukaryota; Fungi; Basidiomycota; Agaricomycetes; Boletales; Suillaceae
Exons: 4
Coding region: 1-327 (108 amino acids)
Source: RefSeq, a predicted model, not a curated record